UCUAAACACAUUUUUGAAAUGAUAAUCGGUAAUUGAUAUUUUCAACUAAUAAAACAAUAUGAUCACUGGUUAGAUAAAAUAGUAUUUAAUCUGUGAUAUCACAGUGCAAGACCUGGUAAAUGGGCACAACAGUACCAUUGCAUGUUAUAUAGUUAUAAAUAAUCGAUCAACAUAAUUUUAUAAUGAUCAUAUAAUCACUAAUUAAUAAAUGCGUACCUAACUAAAAAAAUUUCAAUUAAUCAAAAUCUGUAUGUACUGCAGGGUACACACGAUUUUUUUUAUCCUGGCAUAAUUUUGUUGGAGGCAUAGUCUGCCGGGGGGCCCGUGCCCACCCGGCCCCUCCCGUAAACACGCCUAUGGCUGCAGUAAGUAGUAACUAGAGUAUUUUUUACUCUCACUAUAUGGAUUUUUGUUGUUGUUACCUACUUGUUGUUGACUACACCUACGCACUUCGUAUAGUUACGGCGAAUAAAAUAAAACUUUGGAUAGUAUACUAGCAUCCAUUGUUUAGAGCACGUAAAACUGCUUAACUGUAUCGUGGAAUUUUUAUCGGGCAUUUCAUAGUAGGUAGGUACCGCAAAUAAAAUUCCCAACAACCCAUAUACUCAACCAAACUAAUUCAAAAAUAUCACAAAACUCACGAAUUUUUUUUAUUUUAACGAACUAAACACAAGUCACAAAUCUGAAAUCAAUGGCACAUUUUCACGUCAUCCAUUACUAUACAAUACUUUAUUAAUGUUAUAACUUGUGAGUUGUGGGUGAUAGAUUUUCCAAAACAAAUAGUACCUAAAUAGAUACGAAUAUACGAUAUACCAAUUUAGGUAUUUGUAAACGUACAAUGUACUACUUACCUAUAAAAUUCACUAAAAUUAGUACCUUUAAUGAUAUAAAGGAGUCAGAGUAAGGUAAUGUAUACUUUUAAUAACUUGUCAACAACUAUUUUGAAUAUUUUAUACAAUUUUUAUCAACGUAUCAUAAUUUAUAACGCAGUUCAUAAUUUAUUACUUAUUAGUCAUUACUUAUUACUUAUAUUAUAGUCCAGCGUAGAAAAUAUUGCCAUAGCAACACAAUCAGAAGUUAAUACAUACAAACAAUACUUCCCUAGUAUUCAGUUCUGUAAUAUUUUUUGUACAAGUGAACUAAUUUUAAGCUUUUAAUAUUUAUUAUAAAAUUAUACAACACCUUCUGUUCUAUUAAAAAAAAAAAAUAUUUCUUCAUGUCAGCAGUAAAAAUGAAGAUUCCAGAAGACAAUAUUACAACGUAUCUGACAAUGAGAAGUCACUUUAAAAAGAUAUAUGAUGUAAGGCCUAGAGUAAACUGUUGGUCUGAAGCUUGUCCAAGUAAAAGAUUAUUAAAAAAUACUAUCAAUAUUCGUGAUUUUCAAGUUCUACCACAUUAUUGUAAUUCAACAAUUAGUUCUACAGCAAAAAAAUCAAAACAUCAAAAAUAUGAUAAUAAUAAGUUAUCUCGUUCACCAUCAAGUAAAAAGAAGUCCAUAAAUAGAAACUUAAAUUAUGAAUGUGCUUUUAACGAUGAAGAUUUUGGGUUUGGAUCAGUUGAAAAUAGCAAUCGAAGAUAUUAUUCUCCCGGAACCCAUCAACCCCACCUUGCAGAAAACGCACCUAAAACAUUAAGCAGCCAGCAACAUUCGUUACAUUCAGAACAUCCGAAAGAACCAACCAAAAAAAAAGAUAAGUUUUUUCAAAAUACAAUGGAUGAAUCAUACCAACGAUUUCUUGAAGAAAUGACAAACGAAGUAGUAAGACUUGAUUUAUCAACAGAUAAAGCAUUGAAAAAUGUUUUUCGUAAACAUAUAAAACACAAUAUUGGAAAGCUUGAUGAGGUAAGUUGUGGUGUUUGUACAAUUGAUAAAGAAAAAGCCAAAGAGACAUUUUAUAAAUAUGAUUAA
This is a messenger RNA of Acyrthosiphon pisum (pea aphid), 1909 nucleotides long. RefSeq lists its product as uncharacterized. The transcript is spliced from 6 exons. NCBI's taxonomy places the organism in Eukaryota, Metazoa, Arthropoda, Insecta, Hemiptera, Aphididae. The coding region runs from base 1217 to 1909 and encodes 230 amino acids. The record is from RefSeq and is a predicted model, not a curated record.